Molecule: messenger RNA, 2683 nt
Organism: Equus caballus (horse)
Lineage: Eukaryota; Metazoa; Chordata; Mammalia; Perissodactyla; Equidae
Gene: HOXD13
Product: homeobox D13
Biological process (GO): regulation of transcription by RNA polymerase II
Molecular function (GO): RNA polymerase II cis-regulatory region sequence-specific DNA binding; DNA-binding transcription factor activity, RNA polymerase II-specific
Source: RefSeq, a predicted model, not a curated record
GGGCGGGCGGGCGGGAGGCGGGAGGCUCGCGGAGGGAGAGAGGGCGAGAGGAAGAGGGCGGGAGCGAGAGACCGAGAGAGAAAGGAGAGGAGGGAGGAGGCGCGCCGCGCCAUGGUGUCCUGCGCGGGGCCGGGGCCAGGGCCAGGGCCGGGCCAGGCCGGGCCAUGAGCCGCCCCGGGAGCUGGGACAUGGACGGGCUGCGGGCGGACGGCGGGGCCGCGGGGGCGGCCCCGGCCUCCUCCUCGUCCUCCUCCUCCGUGGCGGCGGCGGCGCCGGGCCAGUGUCGCGGCUUCCUCUCAGCGCCAGUGUUCGCCGGGACACACUCCGGGCGUGCGGCCGCGGCGGCGGCGGCGGCGGCAGCGGCGGCCGCGGCGGCCUCUGGCUUCGCCUACCCGGGGACCUCUGAGCGCGCGGGCUCCGCCUCGUCGUCGUCAUCUUCGGCUGUGGUCGCAGCGCGCCCCGAGGCUCCCUCGGCCAAAGAGUGCCCGGCGCCCGGCGCAGCCGCUGCAGCGCCGCCGGGCGCCCCGACCCUGGGCUACGGCUACCACUUCGGCAACGGCUACUAUAGCUGCCGCAUGUCGCACGGCGUGGGCUUACAGCAAAACGCUCUCAAGUCGUCGCCGCACGCCUCGCUGGGGGGCUUCCCGGUGGAGAAGUACAUGGACGUGUCGGGUCUGGCAAGCAGUAGCGUACCGGCCAACGAGGUGCCCGCGCGGGCCAAGGAAGUGUCCUUCUACCAGGGCUACACGAGCCCCUACCAGCACGUGCCUGGCUACAUCGACAUGGUGUCCACCUUCGGCUCCGGGGAGCCUCGGCACGAGGCGUACAUCUCCAUGGAGGGCUACCAGUCCUGGACACUGGCUAACGGGUGGAACAGCCAGGUGUACUGUGCCAAGGACCAGCCACAGGGCUCCCACUUUUGGAAAUCAUCUUUUCCAGGGGAUGUAGCUCUAAAUCAGCCAGACAUGUGUGUCUACCGUCGGGGGAGGAAGAAGAGGGUGCCCUACACCAAACUGCAGCUCAAAGAACUGGAGAACGAGUAUGCCAUUAACAAGUUCAUUAACAAGGACAAGCGGCGGCGGAUCUCGGCUGCCACGAACCUAUCUGAGAGACAAGUGACCAUUUGGUUUCAGAACCGAAGAGUGAAAGACAAGAAAAUCGUCUCCAAGCUCAAAGACACCGUCUCCUGAUGUGGACCAGAAUGGCCACAGAGAUUUUAAAUGAUUUCAGUUGUCUCCAAAAGACCUUUGGAAAGACUUGAAUAUGUAUUUAAUUCCCCUCAUCCCCCGCCAGUGACGGCAAAUUUUGUGAAUUGUUUCUCUCUCUUCUCCUUAUCUGGCUCUAAAACCUUUUGCUUCCCGACCUAACUUUGUAGUUCUGUUUCUUACUUGUUUAUUGUUGAUUUUGUUCUUGUCUAGGUUUAUUUUUUAUGACGUUUUUAAUGUUCUGUUUCUCCCUCCAGGCCAGUAUAAAGGACUUGAAGUAUUUUUUAAUAAUCUCCCCAAAUGAAUUUCAGAAGUGCCAUUCUGACUUUAGGGUUUUAUUUUUUUUAAUCACUUUAUAUGCCUGUUUCCAGCACUGAUUAUCUUCAUAAUCCAUUAGGGCAGGACGAUUUGCAGUCAUUCAUAUCCUGUGAUUGGGUAAUUGAAUCAUUAGGUCUCAGCAGUCGCCCUGAGGCAAGUGGAAACAGCUCUGGGCAGGCAGUGCUCUAGAGUCACUGGGAAAGUCUAAAAACAGGAGGCUAGAGGUCCUGUGAUGGCUUUAAAAGCAGCUACCUUAUUAAAUAGGGUUUGUGUCAAUAUUGGAAUGAAGACAAUCUGAUUUUGGGUCUUUCACUUGCUGUUGUAAUUGUAUGUGUUUAAUACACCUUGUAGAUUUGUGCUUUUAUGAUCUUUAAUUUGAAAAUAAUGUGUCCUCGUGGAUGCCUUCGUGUCCCCAGCUCUAGAUGCAGAUUGUUAGGUGGCUGCAAUUGGCAGAGUGACCCGUGGCUGAUAUAAAUGCACCCCUCUCCUUGGCCUUGUGUCUGUGGGGCGGGGGUUGAGGCCAUCUCAGUCCCCUGAAAGAGGCUGAAUCAAUGUGACCAUGGUUGGGAGCUUUUGUCCAGAACCCAAUGAAGAACUUGACUGUCUGGGCCUCUCAUGGAGCUCUAAAACAUCUAACAAAUGCAAAAAGUGCGGAGCUCUAAGGUCCAAGGAGAAAAAAAUGUUUCUGAAAUGACGAUAAAUAACUACUUUUAAAGUGCUGCAUAUUUAUACAACUGAGAGAUUAUUUUUGUAGAUGCAAUGUCUGUGAGCUGGGAUACGUGGGCAGUGCUUCAGGCAUUUAAAAAUCACUUUUUACUCCUAGGGAGAUGCAAAUAAACAGAACUCUCUUGUUUCCUUUGAGUCUUUAUACAUUUGUUUUCUUUUUCCAAGUUUGCGUUACCUCUGAAACUCUUCUUAUUUAUUAUCAAAUCUUGUUAUCCUGAUCACUAUGAUGUUCCCUGUAGAUGAAGGAAACUCAGCACCAGUUCUAGUCUCUGAAACCUCCAGGCUCUCCACUUCCGCCACUCCUCCCCUCCUUUUCCCGUGGCUUUAACAUAAGUAGUGAUGUCUUUAAAUGAGGAUAUAAUUUGUGGUGUCUACAAUAUUUUUUACCAGACCAGCUCAAAAACAUCUCCAAUAAAAUUUUACUUCUCUUUCAA